Anoplophora glabripennis (Asian longhorned beetle) is the source of this 3918-nucleotide messenger RNA. RefSeq names its product transcriptional activator protein Pur-beta (gene Pur-alpha). The transcript is spliced from 7 exons. The coding region runs from base 37 to 882 and encodes 281 amino acids. Gene Ontology annotation, cellular component: nucleus. NCBI's taxonomy places the organism in Eukaryota, Metazoa, Arthropoda, Insecta, Coleoptera, Cerambycidae. Gene Ontology annotation, molecular function: purine-rich negative regulatory element binding; RNA polymerase II transcription regulatory region sequence-specific DNA binding; DNA-binding transcription factor activity, RNA polymerase II-specific. The record is from RefSeq and is a predicted model, not a curated record. Gene Ontology annotation, biological process: regulation of transcription by RNA polymerase II.
CCUAAACAGUGAAGGUUGUGUGUGUGUUGGGUUGCGAUGUCGGAUAUAGGAAGUGGCGAUGAAGGUUCAAGCUCGCAAAAAUAUCACCAGGGAAUGGAGCAGGGAAGCGAAUAUGACUCGGGUCAACAGGGUCAGGUUGAACAAGAACUGGCCACCAAAAUGUUACAAAUACAGAGUAAACGAUUCUAUUUAGACGUCAAACAAAACAGAAGGGGACGGUUUAUUAAAGUGGCAGAGAUUGGUGCCGAUGGUCGACGUUCACAAAUUUUCCUCGCAUUGUCGACUGCUGCCGAGUUUCGAGACCACCUCUCUGCCUUUAGCGACUUUUAUUCUUCACUCGGACCACCGAAUCCCGACAAUGUCCCCGAAGAUGGCAAGCUGAAGAGUGAGAUGAUGAUCAAGGACAACCGGCGGUACUACCUAGACCUAAAAGAGAACUCCCGGGGGCGUUUCUUGCGGGUGUCGCAGACGAUAACCAGGGGAGGGCCCAGGAGCCAGGUGGCGAUCCCGGCGCAGGGCAUGAUCGAGUUCCGGGAUGCCCUCACCGACCUGCUAGACGAAUUUAGUACCGACGAGCACGCGUAUAAACCCGACCUGCCCGAGGGACGGCAUAUGCAUGUCGACAACAAGAAUUUUUAUUUCGAUAUAGGUCAGAAUAAUCGCGGUGUGUACAUGCGUAUCUCCGAAGUGAAAACAAAUUUCCGAACAGCCAUCACCGUACCUGAGAAGAGCUGGCAGCGGUUCAGGGACAUCUUGAGUGAUUAUUGUGACAAAAUCAAGCAGCCGACACAGGGUUCCAGUGGGGGCAUAUCUUCGCAAGAUCAGCCACAUCCUUUGGUUGGCAACAACACCCCACAAGACACUGGGACAAGUUUAAAGUAGGCUAGCUGGCCAUUUUAGACUAUUAGAUUUAUUAAUAUAACAAAUUAUAAAAUUGGAUAGGUGCGGGAGUCGAUUUUUUUAACCUAUGAAUUUUCUCCCUUCAAUUCACGUGUGAUUUUUAAAUGUUUACGAGGUGGAAAGUCGACACUCGUCAAAAAAAAAACGAUCAGUUCAAGGAGUUGGUUUUUUGUGCAGUGUUAUGAACACUAUAAAUGUUAGAUUCUCUAUUAUAUGUUACAAAAUAAUACUAAAUUAUUUAUUUAGUUGUUUUUUUAAGUUGUUACUACGAUAGCGUGAGGACGGUUUUUUGCUUUUGGGUAAAUCGUAGUCGAGGAAAAAGCAUAUCAAAAGACAGUCGAAACGCCGCCAUCUGUUCUCAAUUAAAUUCGGACACUGUUGUUGUAUCGAAAUAAACUAGUAAAAAGAUGACAUCUUUGAUAUAAUUUAGAGAUAGAGAUCGAUUUUUUACUUUUUUUUGAUACAUUUUUUAGCGAGUUGUGAAACAAACACAAACUGCCAUAAUGUUAAGAACUGAUUUCCGAUUAAUUCUUAACAUCCGAUAAUAUCGUGCUGGUAUGCGACUUCUGGGCUGUAAUUUAUUCAAAAGUGUUCUUUUUUCGAGGUUUGAUGGGCACCACUUUUCUCUUGUGAUCUUUGAAUAACAUUAUGACAGUAUUAGAUACUGUUGUAGCUCUGUGAUUUUAUUAUUUUAUCUUUAUUGAAAAAGAAGCUUUAUAUUUUAUUAUUAAUGUUUAAAAAUCAUUGUUUAUACCUUUUUUCUUUUUUGUUACAGUUAUAAUAAAAAUUUAACCCUAUUUAUAUUAAUCAUUUGCUUUACCAAAAGCUUUAAGAAAAAAAAAAUUCCCUAUAUAUAUAUAUAUGUAUAUCGAUAAAUUAUAAUGUGUAUAACCAUCGUAGGGUAGGUUAGGUUCUAAAGGACCAUGAAAUUUUUACGUAUUUGUUAAUUGUCAAGAUGUUUUCACUGCCAGUUAAGUGCUUAGUAAAUUUUCGACAAUAUUUUCAAACAUUUCUAUUGGUUUUUUAACUAAAAUUAGUGGGAGACGCCGAACCGGCGUUAGCCAACGCAAGGGAACGUACCGUAUUGGAUAUAUUCUACUUAGAGGUAGCGGUAAAUGUUUUAUGAUUUGCCCAUUGGUGAAACUCCUUAGGUAUAGUCUUGAGCGGUCUCGAUGUUACUGGAAAAAUCAAUGUAUGCCGUUAUAUGAUAACUUACACACACACACACACGACGAAGCAAGCGUUUCUGUUACAGUUACUGCGUAACCUCACUUUUAAGGUGGUGCCCCCUAGAGAGUUUAAAAAAACAAGAAACAUGGAGAUAGCGAUUCUAUUUUCACGGGUAUAGCUCACAAUUAUAAUAUACAUUCUAUGGAAACAUUGUGAUUAGAGGUUUCUUUAAUUUUAAUGUGGUUUUUCAUCAAAAUUUUAUAUAUAGUAAACAAAUUACAUAACGUUUUCCCCCCCCUUCACGACGACAAUUUAUUUUUAUCCGCUAUUAUUAGAGAUUUUUUUUAUUUUUGUAGUACUAGUCAACUAAGUUUUCUUUCGAGGGGCGCUGCGGAAUCCGAACGCUUCCGUUCCUUCGCUAGAAAAGCUCGUGUAGGCAAUUAUAAGCGGUAUCUUUGAAUUUUGCUAAAAGUUGUUAGACUACGCAAUCUGAACCUCGUUUGUGGACUUUUAUUGAAAAGCCCGGACCCAAAGGGCGGGUCGUGCCCUUCCGAUCAUUUCCGUACAAAUUCUUGAUUCUAGUACAACAAACAUGGCCCGGCGGGUUUUUGGGUUCGGGAUUUUUUUUGUUUCAGCUAGAUCUUACGAACAAGCGUCCGGAUUCCUGCCCCGAUAUUUCCCAAAACCUAAACUCAAAAGAGUAGCUUUUUAGUAAUACAAAUUAUAUAUUAUAAAAAUUAAUUAAUGUUGCGAGAUUAUGUAUGUACUGGAAUUUUCUAAUAAAAACAGAAUAUUGAGAUUUUCCGUUCCUCUGGAUUCUUUCCCGCGCGCCGGUGUCACGGGAGGUGCCCCUGGCUCGGCCCACGUUCCAAUUUUUAAGGGACAUAUAUAGGAUUACGGCGAGUUUCGUUGCGGGUCAAGGGUACCUUCGUUCGGGCGGUGUUCUCUCUGCACUAACGUUACGAAAAAAUCAUCUCCCAUAAAUUUGAUUUUUCACCCGAAAGAAUCCAGGGGAGGUUUUAGGUAAACCCGAGAACUUUUAAAAGUACGAAACAUCUGCCAUCCAUAUAACAAAGAGCAUUAUGAUUUGAUUCUUGAGUUUGUUCGUCGAUUGUACUUUUCAAAGUUUGGAUCAUUUAACAUUAUUAUGGAAAUACUUAUAUAGAAAUGUGUAGAAUUCUAUUUAUGCUUAUUUGUGAUAAACAUAAAUAGGAAAUGGCUGUAAAUAUGUGUCAAUUUGAUCAUUGGCGGAUAACGAGAUCAAAAAUUAUUUUUGAUAACUAAAUGUGAUAAAACUAAAAACACUUAAUAAAAAGCAAUUGGUAGUAAGCAUCAAGAGAAAGGAGUUUCGGAAUAAUUUAACAAAAGUAAAAGCCGCCGUCUUCAUCGGCGACGAAGGGACACUUUGUUUCGUUUCGUAUAGUCAGACACCCGUACUACUGCCUACCAUUACUUUCCCGUAACGAAUUGGCAACAUUAGAGCCACAUUGUGUUCAAAUAUUAUAAAAUUAACUGUGAUAAGUUUACUCGAAUUCGUUAAAUUUCAUUAGAAAUCGUUCCAAUUAAAAUUUCCUUCGUUUUACUCUUCAUUGGCUUCUUAACUUCCUUUGAAAAUUAGAAAUAAUUGGUGUUAUAUUAUUUUGUACAUAAACACAUAUGAUUGGAGAUGAUAAAAUUGACACAUAUAUUUAUUAAUAUAGAAUAAGGUAUCGUGUUUGACAUAAGAAAAAAAAAUUCAUUGGUAAACUAGAUGUUAUAUUAAGUAGGAGAAGUUUCCCAGAAAAUUAUCUCCGCAUCGAUAUCCCUAAUCGUUUUUUUUUAUCGAUAAUUACUUUAACACUGUUAUUU